Nannizzia gypsea CBS 118893 is the source of this 2697-nucleotide messenger RNA. RefSeq names its product chromatin structure-remodeling complex protein RSC1. NCBI's taxonomy places the organism in Eukaryota, Fungi, Ascomycota, Eurotiomycetes, Onygenales, Arthrodermataceae. The record is from RefSeq and is a predicted model, not a curated record. The coding region runs from base 1 to 2697 and encodes 898 amino acids. The transcript is spliced from 5 exons. Gene Ontology annotation, biological process: chromatin remodeling. Gene Ontology annotation, cellular component: RSC-type complex. Gene Ontology annotation, molecular function: protein binding; chromatin binding.
AUGGCGGAGGAUAACCCUGGUGGUGCCGUUGGCACCGAGAAACAGCUGCAGGAGGCUGCGCAGCAGCCGCCGACAGCUGAGGCCGCCGGGGUAGUCGAAUCGAUCGAGAGCUCCAAGGCCGCCGAUACGCCUGUCAGCCAAGUCACACUUGUGCAAUGGAGGGCCAUGUCUGAUGUUCUCAUAAGCCUAUACAACUAUCGAGAGCCAGAUGGCCAUGACCCUUCGAGGCUCUUCCACCGAAGCGUUAACAAGCGCAACGUACCCGAUUACUACGAUGUGAUCAAGGAACCGAUGGCCCUGAGCGUGUUGAAACAGAAGAUAAAGACCAAAGCCUAUACCCAUUUCGCGGAGUAUGUCAGGGACUGUGCCUUGAUCCCACAUAAUGCGCAAACUUAUAAUCGCCCAAAGUCCAUGGCAUAUGAAGACGCGCUCAUUAUCAAAGAAGUCAUGAUAUCCGAGUUUCAGAAGCUUGCAGAACAGGAAAUUAUCUCUCCUGAAACGGCUCAACUUCCUGAUCUUGGGGAAAUACCCGAAGCCGACCCUCUCCCCGCUGAAGAAGAGGAAGAGGAAGAAGAAGAGGAGGAAGAGGAUGAAGAAGCCGAAGAUUCAGAUGAUGAAGCACCGCGCCGAAAACGUAAAGGCAGACCUCGCCUUAGCUCGAAACGAGAGAGUGGGGCGAACGACUUUCACAAGGGAGCUGAUGCUGAUGGGCGCAAGAGACGUGGACGCCCUCCCCGUGUUGACACCCCUAUGGAAGCUAGGAUCAAAGCCGUUCUUAAAGGAAUCCGCAAGCUGAAAGACAACAGCGGUCAGAUGAAAGUUCGCCAUUUUGAGCGCCUUCCAGAUAAGUCGGCGUAUCCGGAUUACUACGUGGAAAUCAAGGAGCCGCUUGCUAUAGAUCUCAUCAAGAGGAAGUCUAAACGCAAGAAGUACAUUUCCGUUGACCACUUUAUGAGGGAUGUUGAUGUCAUGUUUAACAAUGCAAAGGUCUAUAACCUCCCGGAGAGUCAGAUAUACCGAGACGCCGUUGAUUUGCACAGAGAGGCGCAUCGGCUUGCCGAACAGGAGAAGAACAAGGCAGACAGCGAAUACUUGAUGGAAGACGGCCGCUUACCUUUGCCCAAUGGUAUUUCAUUCAAAGAUGAGAUCUGGCGAGUUGGUGAUUGGGUCCACCUCCAGAAUCCAAAUGAUGCCACGAAACCUAUCGUCGCUCAGCUAUAUCGGACCUGGCAGGAUCCUGAAGGCGAAAAAUGGAUCAAUGCCUGUUGGUAUUACCGACCUGAGCAAACAGUCCAUCAUUUCGAGAAGCAUUUCUAUCCCAAUGAAGUAGUCAAGACCGGCCAAUAUAGAGACCACCGAAUAGACGAAGUUGUUGACAGAUGCUUUGUUAUGUUCUUCACGCGCUACAAUCGUGGGCGCCCGCGAGACCUGCCGCUCAACAAAGAGGUUUAUGUUUGUGAAGCUAGGUACAAUGAAGAAAAACACAAGCUCAACAAGAUCAAAACCUGGGCAAGCUGCCUGCCCGACGAGGUACGCGAGAAAGACUACGAGAUGGAGCUCUUUGAUGCUCCUCGGAAGAUCAAGAAGAUCCCGAGUCCCAUUAGACAUCUCCUCAAGGAAGAUGCAAAGGAAACAGACGACCUUCCAAAGCCCACCUGGGGUGCUGAUAAUGCGCCACCCAUUGUGGGAGCUGUCCAUUGCCGCCCACGCGAUGAGAAUGAGUCUCCUCCGCCAGAGCCGACACCUUCACCACCUCCACCACAGCUUCAACCGCCUGCUGCCUUACCAAUACCAAGGCCACCGUCCAUGGUUCAGCCUCAUACGCCUAUGCAGCCUAUGCCUGGCCAAGAUCAUGUUCGACAUAAUUCCAUCCCACACCUUCCUGGACGUUUGCCUCACCCUCCCCACCUUGCUGCCUCUCCUCAACCUUCCAUAAUGCCCGGGAGAUCACACCCGUACCAUCCAACGCCACCGAGUAUGCCUAUGUACCCAGUCAACCAUAACAACCGUAACUUGCCAGUUCAUCCACAAACACCACAGCCUCCAUACCAAGCCCCUCAACCUGUACAACCUUAUUCCGCACCUCAUAAUUUCCCUGCUUAUCAAGGAGGCCGCUUGCCUCAAGCAAACAUCCCGCCACCUGUUUACAACCCGAAUGCGCCACGCAGUGUAGAAACCUUCCACCUUCGUGACGGGCUGGACCAAUCAAUUCCAAAGGAUAUUCGUGAUCAUUUUCAGCAAGAUGAACAAGGACGUGUUCUUUUCUUCAAUGUUCCGCCCCUGGACGUGGUAUCAAACAGUCACCAGGGACUAGGCCACUCGCUUAAAUACCUUGCAGCUAAGGAGAGGCGGCAAAAAUUGAUAGAAGCCAACCGAAAGAAAAUUGCUGCAUCCUUAGAGGAGCCUCAAACGAAGAAACAGAAGCUUGAAGCUCAAGCCGCGGCAGAGAAGAAAAGCCUAGAGAAUAAGGAGAAUCUCCAAGCCGAAGCUAUCAAAAUGAUUACACAGACCAUUUGCCGGAGCAACUCAGAGUUCUAUAUGUACCACUACGGUGACCGAGCCGCAGAGGUCAUGGAACAAGACCUUCAGGCCCAUCUUGCCAGAUCUUGCCCUAAAUCCCCCAAAGCCAAAGAACCAGAGAUGGUUCUGCGCCCAUCUGCGCCGAAACUUAGGUGGAGCCCCAAAGGCCCAGAGUGA